GAUACUACCCCUCCCCUAACCUUUUAGGUCGAUUUUUUUUAAAUUUAGUAUAUUUACUAGGUUAUGUAACUAUGCAAAUAAUAACAAAUGUAUGAUCAUCAUUUAGUCCCUAAAGAAGUUAAUUGGGGUAAAAAUGGAAAAUUUAUGAUAUUUAAAUCGGUUAGAAGUGGCAUGUUAAAAAUAUUAUUUAGUAUACCAUAUUAUGUAUGUACCUAUUAAAUAUGCAAAGGUACUUUAGGUAUGCUGUUUCUUAGAUAAAUUCAAUCGAUUAUUUGUAAUAAUAAAAAAAAAAAAAAAUGUAAAAUAAGUUCAAAUUACGUUGGUCGAUCCGCGAUUUCUAUCAUUAUGUUUGAUGAAUAAAAUAUAGUCGAAACUUGUCAUUAAUUCGCUAUUACCGAAUUACACCAUAAAAUAUUAUUUAUUUAAGUUAAAAUACGUGAUUGAAGAUGCUUAUAAAAUCUAUUACCUCCCAUAUUUUAGUAAAUAUUAUAUUUAUUGGAUGGUAGGUAGCAUUGAACAUUCUUAAUACUAAAAUAGCUACCAGGAAUUCAAAUUUAAGCUAGAACAAAGAACGAUUAUUCUUUUGGUCAAGCUUGUGUAAAGUUGAUUUUUUUGCGGUCCUAUUCUUAUUUAACUUUUGUCUUUUUGAGACAUAAUUAAAUUAAUUAAUUAAUUUACUGACAUUUAUAUUAUACAAUCAAAAUGAAUCACGAAGGAUUUGUAUAUAAAUUCAAUGGAGGAAUGCGGAAAGGAAUUAGAUAUUUACUCUGUAAAACACGCUACUGCAAAGGUUCAGCAACAAUUUUACAAAAUGGAACUGUAGAAACAAUUGAAAGGCAUACACAUGAACCAUUUGAACAGUCGCAUAAGGAUGAACAUUUAAAAAAAAGUUUUAGAGCUAUUUUAGUUAAACGCUCUCAAAAAGAGACCAAAAAACUUCGUUUAAUAUACGAUGAAGAAAGUAUGAGGAAUGAAGAAGCUGCAGUAUUAUAUUCUUGGCCUGAUGCUGAAUCUUCCACGAGACAGGCACGCCAUAAGGUCGUACCCCCAUUACCAUCAACUCUUCAUGAAUUAGCCGACUUUUUGGAAAUUAACCCAGAAAGAUAUGUAUGCUGCGAGCAAUCAUUUUUUCUGGAUCGUGUGAUUGAUGAGCAAGGAAAAUACUCCGUUAUGUUUGGUUGUUUGGACCUCAUUCGCCAAAUUGUUCGGCAAGGCGCAACAAGUAUACACGCUGACGCUACCUUUAAAGUGGUACCAUCCCGACCGGAAUGUAGACAAUUAUUUAUUAUGCAUGUGAUGGUACAAAAUCAUUCUAUUCCCAUUAUGUACGCUAUGAUGGAAUCAAAAACUGAAGCUUCUUAUACUGCAUUAUUGAAUCACUGUAAGACAAUAUUUCCUUAUUUGGUCCCAAGGAAAAUAAUGACCGAUUAUGAAAUAGCACUGCAUAAUGCAAUUCAGGCAGUUUACGGAGAUGCUGAAAAAAAUGAAUGCUGGUUUCACUAUGUUCAAAGCUUGGUAAAAAAUGUUAAGAAAAUGCGAUUAACCUCUUACAUUAAAAACAACACUCAGGCCAAAUUGUGUCUAAAAAUGUGUGCAUCGUUGGCUCUGUUACCGCCUGAUAAAAUUGAUGAAGGAUUUCAAUCUAUUAAACAAUAUGCUAGAGACAAUAAUGUGCGCUUGGAUUCUUUUUUCAAUUAUUUCUCAAGAUUUUGGUUAAGAUUGAAAGGUCCUGAAGUAUUUUCAGUACAUGGGUUACCAGUCAGAACCAACAACAAUGUGGAAUCAUUUCACAACACAUUAAAAGAAAAAUUUAAUGUUGUUCAUCCAAAUCUUUGGCGGUUCUUAGAAAUGGAAGAAACUACCGAAGUCAUAAGAUCCCCAAAAACUUGGUCUUGGAAUACAGUAGAAGUAGAACAAGAUAAUUUUAAAGCUGAUGCACACAUAUCAGUUAACGAGACAAUUAAUACGACGCCUACAAAAUCUCAAAAAAGAACAGUAGAAAUGGUUGAACGUCCAUCUCGACCAAAACGGUUAUGCAGUAUGAAUCGAAAUUAUGAACAACAAAUUGAGCAGAUGCUUUUUAACUCUGAUAGUGACGAAAAUUAUGAUUUUUCCGAUUCUGGUAGUGAAUAUGAAUUUGAAAAUACUGAACAAGUGUCUGACGAUUUUGAGAGUGAUACUGAGAUCGCGAAUAAUAUAUCAAGUGCAAAUACUCAAUCAUCAACAAAUACUAAUAAUGACGGUGACUGGCAAGAGGAGGAAAUUGAAUUAUCUAAUUUUCCUUUUAUAAAACGAAACGAAUUGCUUGUUCCGAUAGAAGGAGUACUCGAUGACUUGGGAGGAAAAGGUCAUGCAGCUAAUGUGGUUUUGCAUUUAAUGUCCGAAAAGCUGAAUAACGGCCAUGCAUUAUACAUGGACAAUUUCUACAAUAGUUUUGAUUUAGCCUCCAAAUUAAUUGAAAAAAAAACGUUUUGUACUGGAACAUUAAGAUUGAACAGAAAAAAUACACCACAGGAUGUUGUAGAGUCAAAAUUAAAAAAAGGUGAAACCGUUGCCAGUGAGCUUUUGCCCAAACAUCCAAAACCUAGAUCUUUUUCAGUAUCACAUACUAAUCAUUUCCCAAAAAUUCACGAUGUUGGAAAAUCUGGAAGACCUAACAGAAAAAGAUGUCAUCUGUGUUAUUCUAAAGGGAUAAGAAAAGAUACAACAUACUUCUGUCCAAGCUGUCCGGAAAAGCCCAGUCUUUGUCAUCAACCAUGUUUCGAAAAUUUCCAUAAAUAG
Molecule: messenger RNA, 2781 nt
Organism: Aphis gossypii (cotton aphid)
Lineage: Eukaryota; Metazoa; Arthropoda; Insecta; Hemiptera; Aphididae
Exons: 11
Coding region: 703-2781 (692 amino acids)
Source: RefSeq, a predicted model, not a curated record